AUGGACACCUCAGAUACUGGAGACUCGGACACUACUGGACCCCGACCCAUGGAGUCAGACGAGAUUAUGUCAUCAGAGCACGAGGUGCAUACCUCGGAUUAUACUAGUACAGACGACGACGACUUUCAGCCGUUCGCACUACCUGACGGCGUUGAUGAGCCCAUCGUUGGUGGUCCUGCUGCGGAUCUUCCUCUCGCUCCUGUAGAGGACCCCGUUGACCCCGCCGACCCUUUUGAUCCUAUCGAUCCGGACUUUGACUUCGAUAUGGCGUUUGUCGAUCCCGAGCCUGCAGUAGCUCCAGAGCAGGCCGCUGCUUUCGAUCCCGCACAUGAGCAUGGUUUGGCGCAUGCUGAUGUUCCUGUUGAUCCUAUUUUGGCGGGUCAGCCACUUGGCGAUUUUCCUGUUGAUGAUAUUCCCUUGUUAGAUGCUGACCAUGUUGUUGAUCCUCUUGUUGACCCUCCGAUCGCUGACGUCCCAGUUGACCCUCAUGUCGAUCAUAUUGAUCCUGUUGUUGCUCACAUUCCUUCAGUCAUACCUCCAGCAGGGCCUGGAGAGGGCUCUUCCGCCCAUCCAUUUGGCCAUGUACCGAUGCCAUUACCUGUCAUAUCUCCUGUUUCAGCAUCCACUUCAUCUUUUCCUGUUAUGCCUUUUGGCCCUGUCAGCGAGCCUUCCUUCUGGUCUUCGCUACCCGUUAUGCCACCCGUUGAUCCACCUCAUAUGGGGCAUACCCUAGAGGACCUAUUGAUACUCAUGGACACCUCAGAUACUGGAGACUCGGACACUACUGGACCCCGACCCAUGGAGUCAGACGAGAUUAUGUCAUCAGAGCACGAGGUGCAUACCUCGGAUUAUACUAGUACAGACGACGACGACUUUCAGCCGUUCGCACUACCUGACGGCGUUGAUGAGCCCAUCGUUGGUGGUCCUGCUGCGGAUCUUCCUCUCGCUCCUGUAGAGGACCCCGUUGACCCCGCCGACCCUUUUGAUCCUAUCGAUCCGGACUUUGACUUCGAUAUGGCGUUUGUCGAUCCCGAGCCUGCAGUAGCUCCAGAGCAGGCCGCUGCUUUCGAUCCCGCACAUGAGCAUGGUUUGGCGCAUGCUGAUGUUCCUGUUGAUCCUAUUUUGGCGGGUCAGCCACAUGGCGAUUUUCCUGCUGAUGAUAUUCCCUUGUUAGAUGCUGACCAUGUUGUUGAUCCUCUUGUUGACCCUCCGAUCGCUGACGUCCCAGUUGACCCUCAUGUCGAUCUUGUUGAUCAUGUUGAUGCCCACGUUGAUCCUGUUUUAGCUCCUGUUGAUCCCUUGCCUAUUGAGCCCGAGCAUGCUCUGUUUGCAGAGCACAUGGAUCCCUCUGACGAGGAGGCUCAGCACGCAUCUGAGACUUCCACUGUAUCAGAGGUAAAUGCGUUGUAG
Molecule: messenger RNA, 1410 nt
Organism: Helianthus annuus (common sunflower)
Lineage: Eukaryota; Viridiplantae; Streptophyta; Magnoliopsida; Asterales; Asteraceae
Product: serine/threonine-protein kinase WNK2-like
Exons: 6
Coding region: 1-1410 (469 amino acids)
Source: RefSeq, a predicted model, not a curated record